Cherax quadricarinatus is the source of this 3539-nucleotide messenger RNA. RefSeq names its product zinc finger protein 3-like. The record is from RefSeq and is a predicted model, not a curated record. Lineage: Eukaryota; Metazoa; Arthropoda; Malacostraca; Decapoda; Parastacidae. Gene Ontology annotation, biological process: regulation of transcription by RNA polymerase II. Gene Ontology annotation, cellular component: nucleus. Gene Ontology annotation, molecular function: DNA-binding transcription factor activity, RNA polymerase II-specific.
AUGAUAAUCAUUCCUGGUUAUUUUUUGUUAGGUGAGAAAUUGUUUGUGAUGAUGGAUUCAAGACAGAGUGAAGGUGUAAUAUACUACAGUCCUGGGAACAUGAUGACGGAUUCAAGACAGAGUGAAGGUGUAAUAUACUAGUGUCCCAGGAACAUGAUGAUGGAUUCAAGACAGAGUGAAGGUGUAAUAUACUAGUGUCCCAGGAACAUGAUGAUGGAUUCAAGAUAGAGUGAAGGUGUAAUAUACUAGUGUCCAGGAACAUGAUGAUGGAUUCAAGAUAGAGUGAAGGUGUAAUAUACUAGUGUCCCAGGAACAUGAUGAUGGAUUCAAGAUAGAGUGAAGGUGUAAUAUACUAGUGUCCCAGGAACAUGAUGAUGGAUUCAAGAUAGAGUGAAGGUGUAAUAUACUAGUGUCCCAGGAACAUGAUGAUGGAUUCAAGAUAGAGUGAAGAUGUAAUAUACUAGAGUCCCAGGAACAUGAUUAAUGAACACAUGAUACCUUUAGUUGCUCCAAUAAAUACUCUGUUUACUUUUUAUCAUUUUCAAAUUAGAAUUUGUUGAAAUUUGUUUAAAAGGAAUAAAAUUACUAACUUUUGUGGACUUGCACUAGAGCAAGAAAGCUAAAGAUAUAUUCUAAAGAAAAAAUACAAUUAGCUUAAUAUUGGACUCAAAGUGAGUAAAAUUGCUAAUGCAUAAAUUGUGUUAAGAUUACCAACUUUGUGCUUCUGUAAUUCUAUAACUGUGUCAUUUUGUUUUUUUUUUUGGUGUCAUUACAUUAAGAAAAAGAUUCUCUACUAUUUCUGAAGAAAAGCAUUUUUCAUGGAAAAAUUCUUACACUGUAAGAACUUUUAAUUUUGUGGUGCUGAUAGUGAAAGUGUUAAGUUAUUGUUCACUAUGUCUAAAAUACUUGAAAAAGAAAGUGUUCCAGCAACACACAUUACAGUUGAUGCAGAAGACAAACUACAUCAAUAUUCACAUUCUUCACAAAAAUCUCAGUGUGAAUCAUUGAUAACAGUUAAUGAAGACAAAAAAACUGUUUCGUGUUUAUUGUGUUUAAAAGAAUUUUCUAAAAAACAAUAUUUAAUGAAACACAUGAGAAUUCAUACUGGAGAGAAACCACAUCAAUGUUCAGAAUGUCUGAAAGAGUUUACCAGUAAAUCUAAUUUAGUACAUCACAUGAGAAUUCAUACUGGAGAGAAACCACAUCAAUGUUCAGAAUGUCUGAAAGAGUUUGCCAGUAAAUCUAAUUUAGUACAUCACAUGAGAAUUCAUACUGGAGAGAAACCACAUCAUUGUUCAGAAUGUCUGAAAGAGUUUACCAGUAAAUCUAAUUUAGUACAUCACAUGAGAAUUCAUACUGGAGAGAAACCACAUCAAUGUUCAGAAUGUCUGAAAGAGUUUACCAGUAAAUCUAAUUUAGUACAGCACAUGAGAAUUCAUACUGGAGAGAAACCACAUCAAUGUUCAGAAUGUCUGAAAGAGUUUACCAGUAAAUCUAAUUUAGUACAGCACAUGAGAAUUCAUACUGGAGAGAAACCACAUCAAUGUUCAGAGUGUCUUAAAAUGUUUUCAUAUCAAUCUAGUUUAGCAGAACACAUGAGAAGUCAUACUGGGGAGAAACCAUAUCAAUGUUCCGAGUGUCUAAAAGAGUUUUCAUAUAAGUCUAAUUUAGUACCACACAUGAGAAUUCAUACUGGAGAGAAACCAUAUCAAUGUUCAGAGUGUUUGAAAGAAUAUUCAAAAAAAAUUGGUUUAGUUCAGCACAUGAGAAGUCAUACUAGAGAGAAACCACAUCAAGUGUUCAGAGUGUCUAAAAGAAUUUUCAGAUAAAUCUAGUUUAGUAAGACACAUGAGAAUUCAUACUGGAAAGAAACCAUAUCAAUGUUCAGAGUGUCUAAAAGGGUUUGUAGGUAAAUCUAGUUUAGUCAAACACAUGAGAAUUCAUACUGGAGAGAAACCAUAUCAAUGUUCAGAGUGUUUAAAACAGUUUUCACAAAAACCUCAUUUAGUAGAGCACAUAAAAUUCAUACUAGAGAGAAACCAUAUCAAUGUUCAGUAUGUCUGAGAAAGUUUUCAUAUAAAUAUAGUUUAGUCAAACACAUGAGAAUUCAUACUGGAGAGAAACCAUAUCAAUGUUCGGAGUGUUUAAAACAGUUUUCAGAUAAAUCUAAUUUAGUGAAACACCUCAGACUUCAUAAUCUUCAGAAAUUAUGUUAGUGUUCAGUAACUAAAAGUUUUAUCUCAAGAAACAAAUUUAUUAUAAACAAACACCAAGUUAUAUGAGAGGGAAAUAUUACCAAUAGACAGUGUAAUCAGAAGACAUUAUAUGUGAUAGUAACAUCAUAAUAUGAGAUAGCAACAUUAUGUGAUAGUAACAUCAUAAUAUGUGAUAGCAACAUUAUGUGAUAGUAACAUCAUAAUAUGUGAUAACAUCAUAAUAUGUGAUAGCAGCAUCAUAAUAUGUGAUAACAUCAUAAUAUGUGGUAACAACAUAAUAUGUGAUAGCAACAUUAUAAUGUGAUAACAUCAUAAUAUGUGAUAGCAACAUUAUAAUGUGAUAACAACAUAAUAUGUGAUAACAACAUAAUAUGUGAUAGCAACAUCAUAAUAUGUGAUAGCAACAUUAUAAUGUGAUAACAACAUAAUAUGUGAUAGCAACAUCAUAAUAUGUGACAGCAACAUCAUAAUGUGAUAACAUAAUAUGUGAUAGCAACAUCAUAAUAUGUGAUAGCAACAUCAUAAUGUGAUAACAUCAUAAUAUGUGAUAGCAACAUCAUAAUAUGUGAUAGCAACAUCAUAAUAUGUGAUAGCAACAUCAUAAUAUGUGAUAGCAACAUCAUAAUAUGUGACAGCAACAUCAUAAUGUGAUAACAUAAUAUGUGAUAGCAACAUCAUAAUAUGUGAUAGCAACAUCAUAAUAUGUGAUAACAUCAUAAUAUGUGAUAGCAGCAUCAUAAUAUGUGACAGCAGCAUCAUAAUAUGUGAUAGCAACAUCAUAAUAUGUGAUAGCAACAUCAUAAUAUGUGACAGCAACAUCAUAAUGUGAUAACAUAAUAUGUGACAGCAACAUCAUAAUAUGUGAUAGCAACAUUAUGAUAUGUGAUAACAACAUAAUAUGUGAUAACAUAAUAUGUGAUAGCAACAUCAUAAUAUGUGAUAACAUAUGUGAUAGCAACAUCAUAAUAUGUGGUAACAACAUAAUAUGUGACAGCAGCAUCAUAAUAUGUGAUAGCAACAUCAUAAUAUGUGGUAACAACAUAAUAUGUGAUAGCAACAUCAUAUUAUGUGGUAACAUCAUAAUAUGUGAUAGCAACAUCAUAAUAUGUGAUAGCAACAUCAUAAUAUGUGGUAACAACAUCAUAAUAUGUGAUAACAACAUCAUAAUAUGUGAUAACAACAUCAUAAUAUGUGACAGCAACAUCAUAAUAUGUGAUAGCAACAUCAUAAUAUGUGGUAACAUCAUAAUAUGUGAUAACAACAUCAUAAUAUGUGAUAACAACAUCAUAAUAUGUGGUAACAUCAUAAUAUGUGAUAACAACA